UUCUUCAUCCUUCGAUUGGUUGUCACGUGGUCUCCGCGGCGAGCAUUCGCCAAUCCAUCCGUCGGCACGACAUCGAGGAGAUGGGCAUGUGUUUUCUUCACGCCCUCCCACCCGAUGAUCAGCCCAAGACGGCCACAUCAGACCCACGCAUCAUUGAGCUUUUGGACAGCUAUGAGGAUAUCUUCCAAGCUCCCGCCGGAGUAGUACCGAAUCGGCCCAUACGCCACGGGAUCACUCUCAGGGACGGCGUCGUACCUCCGUGCGGAUGCAUCUACCGAAUGAGCGAAGAGGAGCUUCAAGUGCUUCGGGCACAACUAGAUGACCUCUUGGCCAAGGGUUGGAUUCGCCCUAGCUGUUCGCCAUACGGUGCUCUCGUUCUCUUCGUCUGGAAGAAGAACAAGGAUCUUCAUUUGUGUAUCGACUAUCGGAAACUUAACUCGCAAACGAUCAAGAACGUCGUCUCUCUCCCUCAGAUCGAUGAUCUUCUCGAGCGACUAGGCGACGCCAAGUACUUCUCGAAGCUUAACCUCAAAUCCGGAUAUCACCAGAUCGAGAUCCAUCCAAGAGAUCAGUACAAGACCACGUUCAAGACGUGGUAUGGGCACUUUAAGUGGAUCGUCAUGUCGUUCGGUCUCACCAAUGCCCCGACUACUUUCCAAGCGGCUAUGACGACGGAAUUCCGCGACCUGCUCGACCGCACCGUACUCAUUUACCUUGAUGAUAUCUUGGUUUAUAACCGGUCGCUGGACGAGCACCUUCGCGCCAUUUUGGAGCGGCUCCAUAUCGCCAAGUACAAGGCAAACCGCGACAAGUGCGAGUUUGCCCAGCAAGAACUGGAGUAUUUGGGCCAUUACGUUACGCCGAAAGGCAUUCGUCCGCUCGAGGACAAAGUACAAGCCAUUCAAGAUUGGUCGGACCUCACGUGUACUACCGACGUUCGCUCCUUUCUUGGCUUAGCAUCAUACUACAUGCGCUUCGUCAAGAGCUUCCAACGGAUCGCUGCACCAUUGUCACGACUUCAGUCCCCCUUGGUGCCCUUCGAGUUCAACGACGAAGCCCGACACGCGUUCCAUACGCUGAAGACGGCUUUGCUUCAAGCUCCCGUCUUAAGCAUCUAUGACCCAACCUUGCCAACCAAAGUGACUACGGAUGCUUCCGGCUACGACAUUGGCGCAGUUUUGGAACAGCAUGACGGCAUAGACUGGCAUCCGGUUGAGUACUUCAGCCAAAAGGUGUUGCCCAUCAAUUCCCUUGAUGAUGCGAGGAAGAAGGAACUGCUAGCUUUGUCACAGUACUUGAGCGUUGGCGUCACUUCCUCCUUGGGCAUCGGCGAUUCACGUGGGCAACGGACAACAAUCCGUUGACUUAUUACAAGACGCAAGACACAGUGAGCAGCACGAUCGGUAGUUGGAUGUAUUUCAUUGA
This is a messenger RNA of Chara braunii, 1425 nucleotides long. Lineage: Eukaryota; Viridiplantae; Streptophyta; Charophyceae; Charales; Characeae. The record is from the annotation of a GenBank genome assembly.